Molecule: messenger RNA, 192 nt
Organism: Thlaspi arvense
Lineage: Eukaryota; Viridiplantae; Streptophyta; Magnoliopsida; Brassicales; Brassicaceae
Source: the annotation of a GenBank genome assembly
AUGUAUGAAAAUUCAGGAGCCCAGCAGGGGAUGCCCCAACAACCAACAAACCUGCAGUCUAAUCCAUUUGGCAAUGCAUUUUAUGGUGCCAGCUCUGGGCUUAUACGGGGUGGACUGGGUGCAUAUGGUGAGAAAAUUCUGGGGUCAGGUUCAGAGUAUGUCCAGAGCAAUGUAAGUAGCAAGAUGAAUUAG